UAAAGCGCACGUGUUUGUGUUUAUAGUUCCACUAAUUCUCACCUAGGUUGAAGCGCUCUUUUCGGAAAGUGAAUUCUGUAUCCAAAAUGACGGAAGGUACUGCUACCAUUAGGACCAGAAAAUUCAUGACCAACAGGUUGUUGGCCAGAAAACAAAUGGUUGUUGAUGUUUUACAUCCAGGUCAACCCUCAGUAAAAAAAACUGAAAUCAGGGAAAAGUUAGCAAAAAUGUACAAAGUUCUCCCGGAUGUAGUAUUUGUCUUUGGAUUUAGGACAAACUUUGGAGGUGGGAAAUCCACUGGUUUUGCUUUAAUCUAUGAUACAUUAGAUUUUGCCAAGAAAUUUGAACCUAAACAUAGGUUAGCAAGGCAUGGUUUAUACGAAAAGAAACAACAGACUCGUAAACAACGUAAAGAAAGGAAGAACAGAAUGAAAAAAGUCAGAGGUACCAAAAAGAGCAAAGUUGGAGCAGCUGCCAAAAAGGGGAAAAAAUAAAAUGUACUAUGGAAUUGAAAGGUUCAAUUAACCUUGACACUUGGGUGGAGUUUAUUGUAUGGCACUUAUCUAUCAUCUUUAUGGGUUUUAUAUAUGUGUAAUACAAGUAAACAGUUGAUGCGCA
Molecule: messenger RNA, 618 nt
Organism: Diorhabda carinulata
Lineage: Eukaryota; Metazoa; Arthropoda; Insecta; Coleoptera; Chrysomelidae
Gene: RpS24
Product: 40S ribosomal protein S24
Exons: 5
Coding region: 87-494 (135 amino acids)
Biological process (GO): translation
Cellular component (GO): ribosome
Molecular function (GO): structural constituent of ribosome
Source: RefSeq, a predicted model, not a curated record